Suillus bovinus is the source of this 648-nucleotide messenger RNA. RefSeq lists its product as uncharacterized. The transcript has 2 exons. NCBI's taxonomy places the organism in Eukaryota, Fungi, Basidiomycota, Agaricomycetes, Boletales, Suillaceae. The record is from RefSeq and is a predicted model, not a curated record. The coding region runs from base 150 to 551 and encodes 133 amino acids.
GCAAAUUUCAUUCUGAUAGAUGUCACCCCAUCGAUCCAUACAAAACUACAAAGGAAGACAUUCUCGCUUGCUACGACAAAGAGAUAUACUGGUACUGGUACUAUAUACAUGCCCCCGCGUCCAAUAUUGAUUCUGACUGAUCCAAACUCAUGUCUCUCGAAGAUUUUGUGCAGCAGCUACGUCAGAUAGAGACCAGCUUCGUUGCUGAAGAUGAGCCAUUUGUGCUCAUGCAUGGAGACUUUCACGGUCGGUAUAUCGUCAUGCAUGGCACGGAGGUGCAAGCUGUCCUCGGUCGGGAGUUCGUAAGUGCAUAUCCUUUGGGUGAGCUUUUGGGAGGGAUGAAAGCUGAUGUCCCAGAAGUCGACGAUGACGAAUCAGAUGAGGAGAAUGCACUUUGGAGCAGGGAAAUUGUGCGUAAGGCUGAAGAGACGGCACGACAAAAAGGAUGCGAUGAUUUAUCAAUUUUGUUACGAAUCCGAUGUCGCGGCUCCUACCCCAUCACUAGUAGUCGUCGAUCUGUGCGUUGGCGUACUGACGAAGCGGGUACAUAGUCACAUCCAUACUCCCGCGCGGUUCUGGGUGGUUGGCGCCCAAACCUGCUGGGUUUGAGGCUGCGAGGUUGCCCACCCGCCCUCGCAGCUCACAUCG